UUCACGUAUGUAACAAAAUGUCGAAGAUCGUUCUUUACGGUAUUGAUAUGUCGCCGCCGGUGCGGGCUUGUCUAGUAACACUCAAAGCACUGGAGGUGCCCUUCGAAUAUAAGGUGAUCAAUUUGGGAACAGGCGAGAAUCGUAGUCCGGAAUUUUUGAAGAUGAAUCCACAAGGUACGGUACCCGUGUUGGAUGAUAAUGGAAUAAUCGUAACGGACUCACAUGCCAUAUGCAUAUAUCUGUGCGAGAAGUAUGCUAAGACCGAUGCACUGUAUCCUAAGGAACUGUUGAAACGCACAGAAGUCAAUCAGCGCUUGUUCUUCGAUGCCAGCGUCAUCUACAAGGCAUUGUGGAAUGUGAGCAGCGUGUUUUGGAUAAGGGGCAUCACUGAGGUGACCAAGGAACGGACUGACAACGUUCACGGGGCUCUUCGCUUGACAGAGACACUGCUGGAGAAGCCAUACAUCGCUGGCGAUACAGUGACCAUCGCUGAUUUCUGCUGUGCUGCCACUGUCUCAUCCGUGCCUGCAGUUUUUGAUAUUGAUGAACAGAAAUAUCCGAGGAUUACCGCUUGGCUGGCACGUCUUAGCGAGCUGCCAUAUUUUGAGAAAUACAAUAAUAUUGGAGCCAAGGAGUAUUCAACAUUCAUGAGAAGCCAGUGGACCAAAGUGGAGCUCUAAAUUUAUUAUAGACUACGAAUAU
Drosophila arizonae is the source of this 702-nucleotide messenger RNA. Its product is annotated as glutathione S-transferase 1 pseudogene. NCBI's taxonomy places the organism in Eukaryota, Metazoa, Arthropoda, Insecta, Diptera, Drosophilidae. The record is from RefSeq and is a predicted model, not a curated record.